UCAUUGAAGGAACACGUCAUUGUUCCAGUUAUUCCAGCCAAUUUGUUGGAUGAUGCUACUAUUUACCAUCUUAACCCAUCUGGAAGAUUCGUUAUCGGAGGUCCACAAGGUGAUGCUGGUCUUACUGGUAGAAAGAUUAUUGUUGAUACUUAUGGUGGUUGGGGUGCUCACGGUGGUGGUGCUUUCUCUGGUAAGGAUCCAUCUAAGGUCGAUAGAUCUGCUUCUUAUGCUGCAAGAUGGGUUGCUAAGUCCGUCGUUGCUGCUGGUUUGGCUAAGAGAUGUUUGGUUCAAGUUGCCUAUGCUAUUGGUAUUGCUCACCCAUUGUCUGUUCACGUUGAUACCUAUGGUACUGCUUUGAACGGUAAGACUGAUGCUGAUAUUUUGGCUAUUGUCAAUAAGAACUUUGAUUUGAGACCAUAUCACAUCAUUAAGGAUUUGAACUUGAUGAACCCAAUCUACUCACCAACUGCUGCUUAUGGUCACUUUGGAAGAAGCGAAUUCCCAUGGGAACAACCAAAGACUCUCCAACUCUAA
This is a messenger RNA of Naegleria gruberi, 534 nucleotides long. RefSeq lists its product as uncharacterized. Gene Ontology annotation, biological process: S-adenosylmethionine biosynthetic process. Gene Ontology annotation, molecular function: methionine adenosyltransferase activity; ATP binding. Gene Ontology annotation, cellular component: cytosol. The record is from RefSeq and is a predicted model, not a curated record. Lineage: Eukaryota; Heterolobosea; Eutetramitea; Acrasida; Naegleriidae. The annotation marks the transcript as partial. The transcript has a single exon.